Culex pipiens pallens (northern house mosquito) is the source of this 4662-nucleotide messenger RNA. RefSeq names its product rab3 GTPase-activating protein regulatory subunit (gene Rab3-GAP). The coding region runs from base 167 to 4360 and encodes 1397 amino acids. NCBI's taxonomy places the organism in Eukaryota, Metazoa, Arthropoda, Insecta, Diptera, Culicidae. The transcript has 5 exons. The record is from RefSeq and is a predicted model, not a curated record. Gene Ontology annotation, biological process: regulation of GTPase activity.
ACACUCCUGUGUUGUUUAUCUCCGUCAGCUUGAACAAAAAGUCAGAAAAUUUGCAUUCAUCAUCAGCAGAAGAGAAUUUCUCUAGAAAAAGUGUCGAUUUAAUCGAAAAGAAUUGCUCCGUGAUUUCGCGUCCAUCGGGAAAAAGUUCCAUUUUAUGUAGUCGAUAAUGUCGUGCGAAGUGAAAGUGCUAUCCAACGUAGACGAUCUAUCCGAAGUGCAGGACCAGUUUGGAUUGAGCUCAGAGGAAAACUGGCUGAACGCGGUUUGUUACGCGUUGUCUCCUGCGGGAGAUGUACUUGCGUUUGGCCACGGCUCGAUACUGGUGAUCCUCAGCUCGAAAUGGGAUCGGCAGCGGCAGUUGAACGUGUACAGGAUUGCCUGGAAGGGUGCGAUAGACGAUCCAAACUGUCUCAUCACGAGCAUACUCUGCGCUCCGAUGGUUGGCCAGGGCAGCUCCCAGAUCAGUAUGGACUUUAGUUUUAUAGUGGUUGGUCUCGACAAUGGUCAAGUGUUGUUCUACGGUGAAAAUGGAACGCUCAUCCACUCGCAGCUGUUCCACCAGGAACCGGUGCAAGCCAUCAAGGCACAAAGUGGUAAACAUAUCAAUGAGGAGCUGUAUGUGUUCUACGCGUCCUGCGCGGUUAUUAUUCACGGUGCGCAGUUAUUCCCGUUGCUGAGAAGCCUCAAGCAACAGAUUGGUCGGUACGGAGUGGGAAGUCCGCGAGUGAACGAAGCACAGGAAGUGAUUGCGUGUCGAAAGUGGAGCUACGGGAAAAGUAUGACCGUUCAGGACAGUGUUGUGGUAGGUCCUCAGAAGACCUGCACGUUUGACCACUUGCUGACGGCGAGCUUGGAGGGUGGGUUCUUUGCCAAGUAUCGCCAUGCACCUCCGCAAAACUCGUUGAUCGUGGCAGCCGGCAUGAAGCCGUAUAUCGGGUUCCACUAUGCGAAGGAGGGAUUCACGCAGCCUGUGCUGGCGGAUGUGGCAAGGGCCGUGGCCAGCAAGAUCAAGUCGGCGUUACCUUCCUGGUUUGGUGGUUCGUCAUCGACACCGCAGACCCCACCGGAACCGCAACUGCCACCCUCGGAGGCGUUGAUUUGCCGGUUCGGCCUGUGUGACCUUCCCCGCUCCGCCUUCUCCGUGUGGCUAGCCCCGAACUAUUCGCUGGCUGCCGUCGCGGACACCCUCGGCCGGGUGAUACUAAUCGACUGCGCCAAAGGCAUUGCGCUGCGGAUCUGGAAGGGCUACCGGGACGCCCAGUGUGGUUUUGUCGAAGUGGCCGAGAAGGUGGCGAAGGACUCCGUGGUCAAACAGGACCGUCGAAAGGCUCUCUUUUUGGUGAUUUAUGCGCCCAGGCGGUCCGUACUUGAGGUGUGGUCACUGCAGAGUGGGCCCAAAGUGGCGGCUUUUACCGCUGCCAAGAAUGGACAGUUGAUUUACAACACCCACAGCUUAAUGGGCGUUGGGUCGGGAAGCAGCAAGGUCAAGUACAGUGGCUACGGGUGCACCUUCUUUGAUCCGAGCGAUUGUUCGCUGAAAGAAAUCAGCAUUCCGUUUCACUGCGCACUGAGUGAUUCCAAGUCCAAAACUGCCAAGGAUUUGCAUUUACUAAAGAGACUGAAGAUUUGCUUGAAGGCCGGCGAUGGGAGCGAGAAGGAGGAGCAGGACGAGAUGAUUGAGAUGUGCAGGAGCUUUGAAACGGACGAAAUCAAGCAGCAGUGCGUGGAGAUGCUGGCGAAGCACAAGAAAAUCAAGCCAAAGUUGUUCCGAAGUGCAGUUGAAGUGUUUGGCGGGCUGGAUGAAGCGAAUGUUGAUUCGAGUGUGGCGGAGCAUGAGGGUCAGCAGCGGAGCCAUUUGAGUGUUGUCUGUGAGAACUACAAACGGUUGACGUUGUUUUAUCUAUUUUUGAUUCGUGAGUUGGAUGCGGCUGAGCUGACGGCGUCGAGAGAGAUUGAAAAAGAUUCGUUAAAAGAUGGGGAAACCAACGAUGAGCUUGAAGACAGCUGUGAAGACCCGAAAUCAACCAAUCUAAAGUACGAUGAAAAUGUUAAACUCUCCGAAAUGGAACUGGCCUCAAUAGGGAAGCUUAUUGAACUACUGACAAUGAAUGGUUCUACCGAAGGACAUUCAGCGACACGAGUCACUUUUAAAGAUACGACUGUUGAGAGUAAUUCAUUUCAAGAGUAUUUGUCCUACUUUAACGUGAGCAACGAAGAGCUCAUCCUGCUGAAGGAUGACUCCGCUUUGCUGUACAGUUCGCUGGGGAAGAUCAUCUACGAAGACGUGUACCAAAGCAAUGGAGCUCGGCUGGCAGGGUUCGUCCAGGCUGCUGGUAGUUCCGGAAUGAUCCACGAAGACAUGCUGAAAUUGUUUCUGGCAUAUUGGUUGCGGCUUCCGUUUGCGUAUCGCGACAUUGCCGAGUUGGUGGAAGAUUUGAACAAGUUCAACAAAGUCCUCCAUAGAAUCUGUCAGUUGUCUGAAGAAAAGAUUCGCUUUGAAAACAAUACCAUUUGUCUGUGGUGGCAGAAUGUCCGCGAGUAUCUGCUGGAAUCCCCGUGUGCGCUUCGUGGUCUGCUCGCGGCCAUCAUGUGUCGCAAUGAAGCCCUGAAGUACGAGGAGCAUAGCGAUGAAGAUGACUACCAGUUUGAGGAAGUAUCGCAAGAGGCAUGCCAGUGGACGUUGCUGAUUGGGAAGUUGGACGAUGUAGCAGUUCUUGGAACUAUUCUGGCAGAAGGUUUGAAGUGUUCCGAUGUAAAAUAUCCGAGCAUCAAGUAUCAGAAGCCAGACGUCAGUUUGAAGGAGAUUCUCAAGGGAGGUCAAGGAAUAGUGGCGGAAAUGGUUGCAAAGUGGAUCGCUGCCAGUGGAAUUGAUCCUGAAAAGCUGGUGAUAGAAGUGCCUGAAGAAGCAGUUGAAAACGAGCAAGCCGGAGAAUAUCAACCCGAAAUGAGUGAUCGAAAGGAGCGCAAGCGUUUACAACUAAUCAAAGAAGAUUUACUACAAACUAGCGAAUAUGGUGGUAGCAGUGAGUCCGAGCUCGAUCCGGUGCUAUACAACCUUAACAUCUUGAGGAGACAUUUCCCGUUCAGCUUAGACAGUGGUACAAUCCUGUGUCACUUGGCCUGGGAGUACAUUUGUGACUGGAGCAAAAACAUGUCUAACAUUAGCUGUCUCUCUGCCGGUCUUGCCUGCUUGAAAGCGAUACCACGACUACAGUAUUCGAUGAAACACGGGCUGUGCUGCAUGAUUUGGAAUGCGCAUCUCAAAAUACCUCUCGAAGCAACCAAAAAGCUUGUCAAUAAAGUUGGUCGACUACCCAAAGAGAAGCUCUGCCUUCAAGAUAUCGGAAUAUCCGACGCACUGGUGCCUCAAUUCCUGGAAAGCUGCCUAGAAUUUUUCGAUCACUUUUCCAGCACAAUCGACCACGACAAGCUAGAACUACGCUUCGAAGAACUGCUCCAAAACGGCCCCAUCCCUCUAACGACCCUGGCCACACAGCAAAACACAGCCAACAUGGCACUGCUCAAGCUGCACCACGAAAUGACCACCGUCCUGCUCAUUCUAACUUCGUUCAACGUAAAGUACCAAAAACCGAUGCAGCAGUUCUUCGACGGAAUGGCCAACCAGUCCUUCUUCGCCGAAAUCAACCGCCAGCUGGCGUACAGUCUGCCGAAGGCGGAUCUCCUGCUGAAGCGGACCCGGUUCGAGUUUCUGUGCAACAGCAUCACGGCCACCGUGGACCUCAUCCGGGAGGACUUGGACAGCGUGUUCUACACGGACCACAUCUCCUGGGUCGAGCGGAUCGAGCAGCUGGCCGAGGUGUGGGAAAUCAGCAUUCCCGAGCUGAAGAAGCACCAGAUAGUCGAACUUUACGCCCACGGUUGGGACACGUACGCCGAGGAGCUGCUCGAGAACAUCCUGCCGGAUCAGGCGCUCGGAAAUCUGCUGCUGACGAUUGCCGGCCGGCGACUGACGGUGUACACCCGGGCAAACCCACGCAUCUGGGCGCAAGUGGCCGCCGUCGGACCACUGCUGACCGACUACCUGGACACCCUCAUAUCGUCCGACGGAACCGGGCCGCAGCUGCGACUUGCCGAGGGCAACGAGGCGGCAGGCGCCUCCGGAGAGAUUUCCAUCGAAAAGCUGGCCAAGCUGGUGGAGAAAGCCUUCCGUUGUUUGAGUACCGCUAAUAGCCAGCAGUCAGCUGCUGCUGCUGCUGCUGCCAACAACUGCAGCAUCCCCGCUAAAUCAAACCCUUCCCACCUGAAGCCGGGAGGAGCAGGUAAUAACAACAAGACCAAGGAGCUUCGCAUUGCGGGGCUGCUGUUUGACGCGUGCGCCACCAUCAAGGAGCUGAGGUAAAUUGAAGGAUUAGGAUGGGGAAAGGUUGCUGUUGCCUCGUCGGUGGUUUUUGAAUCGCUGUUGAAAUUUAAAUGAAUUUACCUCAAACUUUAUUUCAGCAGAAAAGCUUUUUUUGUACUUUGUGUCCAUUUAGUAUGUUUGAAUUUGAAACUCUACGCAAAAUUGCCGAUUGCCGAUAGUUUCGCGUCAUAAUCAUAAAAUUCUAAAAUUCUAAAAUUCUAAAAUUCUAAAAUUCUAAAAUUCUAAAAUUCUAAAAUUCUAAAAUUCUAAAAUUCUAAAAUUCUAAAAUUCUAAAAUUCUAA